Solanum dulcamara is the source of this 758-nucleotide messenger RNA. RefSeq lists its product as uncharacterized. The transcript has 3 exons. NCBI's taxonomy places the organism in Eukaryota, Viridiplantae, Streptophyta, Magnoliopsida, Solanales, Solanaceae. The coding region runs from base 193 to 585 and encodes 130 amino acids. Gene Ontology annotation, biological process: regulation of circadian rhythm; response to cold. The record is from RefSeq and is a predicted model, not a curated record.
AUUGUGAAGAUAAUCACAUAAAAAACCCUAAAUAUCCUAAUUGGCAUUGAAACGUAUAGAGAGAGCAAAAGAAGCGAAAACAGACCAACCACCUGGUCUUCCGGCAGCACACCGGCCGGAAUUUUAUGUUUCCGACCAGUACCGGUAGGAGCUUCGCAGGGCGAGCAAUUAUAGAUCGAUCGGUUUAUAUAUAUGGAUCCGAACAAUAAGAAGGAUUUUAAAGGAAAAUACGAGUUGUCAAUUAGCAGUUUGUAUUGGACUAAUGAAAGACAUGCUCAUUUCCUCAACUCCCUUGAGGCUUCCUUUGUUCGAGCCUUGCUGGAGAAUACUAACGCCGCCCCAACUCUUCCGCUUGACCGCCAUUUGCCCGAUAGUACAGAUUCAACACUUGAUACUCCUAAAGAAAGACGACGCAGAUUUUCUACUUCAGAUAUCAACAUGAGCAGCGGAAGCAGAAUAGAUGUUGAGAAGAAAACUAGAAGAAUGCCAUCCAGCAUUUCCUCACAAGAUCAGGUGGUCCCACGAUAUAAGCAUGGAAGGGGAGAUAAGGAUACUGAUGGUCACCCUAAUGUUCCUCACGAUUAAAAAAGAUUGCUCGGUAUACAAAAUAUCCCAUACCACGAGUGUGAUAUUUCUCUGGCUUGGGCACUGCGCAACUAUUUUUAUUUAUCUCUUAAGUUUAGUUUUUUAAGUUCAAAUAUUUAUCCUCUUUUUUUUUUUUUUUAAUGUAUGCUGUGAAUAGAAGGUGUUUUGUAUUU